Molecule: messenger RNA, 7353 nt
Organism: Mytilus trossulus (common blue mussel)
Lineage: Eukaryota; Metazoa; Mollusca; Bivalvia; Mytilida; Mytilidae
Exons: 6
Coding region: 1-7353 (2450 amino acids)
Molecular function (GO): protein binding
Source: RefSeq, a predicted model, not a curated record
AUGGGAUAUACAUUUCCAAACUUAUUCAAUAUUCAAGAGUUUGCAGCUGCUACUCAGACUUAUAAAUUUUCAUUAGUGUGUGAGAAAAAAGUUGAUGAAGCAGGGGCUGUUGAAAGACUAGGUGGCAUGCUUGAUGAAUGUAAAGAGUUGAGAACAAAAGUCUUAGAACAGUCAACAGUACCAUGGAACAGAAGAGAUCAUUUCGUUAUAGAACAUGACAUUAUUCAACAAUCUGUCAGGCCAAUUGUUUUGAUGGACUUUAUGGCAGGUGUUUUACCUGAUUCUAGCACCUUUGAUGUCACGCUGAUUAUUACACUGCUUAGACAUUUAAUAUCCCUGAAUCCUCCUGACAAUGGAUUUGACAAAUUGCCAUCGGUAACUAAUUCAACACCAUCUGCAGCCUUAGCAACCAUAAAAUAUUACAGAAACUACAUUGCACACUUGCAGGAGGCGAUCAUAAAGAGUUCUUAUUUCACCAAGGCUUGGAAUAAUAUUACUGGGGCUGUCGAAAGACUAGGUGGUAAACACAUGCUUGAUGAAUGCAAAGAGUUGAAAACAAAAGUCUUAGAAAAGUCAACAGUACCAUGGAACAGAAGAGAGCAAAUUAGUCAGAUGUUGGAGGUGUGGAAGAUGGACAAUUCAACUUUUGUUGAAACCAGAGCUGCCAAACAUGUACUGGAAUGUGUACACGAAAACAGUUUUGUAACUAUUACUGCUAGUGCGGGUGUUGGGAAAACAGCAACUCUACAAUAUGUGGCUUUAGUAAUGGCAGAUGAAGGGUACGAUGUUGUUCCGGUAACCAAUGCACAUGAUAUCGUUAAUUUUUACAAUCCAAACCAGAAAACACUUUUUGUUAUGGAUAACUUUUGUGGAACCUAUUCCAUAAACCAGUUUGAACUUAACAUCCUGGAGUCAGACAUGAAACAUAUGAAAGUACUGUUUCAAAAUAAACUUACUAAAAUCAUUGUGGCAUGUCGAUUACAAGUAUAUCAGGAUCACAAGUUUGAGUUAAUGUCAAUUUUCAGGACAUGUGUAUGUAACCUGAUGUCUGACGAUUUGUGUUUAUCCAAAACAGAGAAACAAUCAAUAGCAGAAUUAUAUCUUAAUACAUCUGCUUUGGAAAUUUUACCAUUCUGUGAUUUAUAUGAUUGUUUUCCACUUCUCUGUAAAUUGUUUAGUGAUAAUCAUGAUAAUCCUGAACUCAAUAUUACAGAUUUCUUCAAGAAUCCUUUUUCAGUUUAUGAGGCGGAAAUCGAUAUGUUUCUAAAAAAAGGGAAUAAUGAAAAGUAUUGUGCUUUGGCAUUGUUUGUCAUGUUCAACAAUGCAUUGAAGGAGGAAUGGUUGACAGAUGAAAUAGACACAGUAAUAAGAAAAAAGGUAGAAAACACAUAUGAGGCAUGUAAACUAGACAGAGGAACAUCACGGCUUGUUCUACUUGACGAAAUUAAGUCACUUGAAUAUACAUUCGUUAGGAAAGACCAAGGUAUAUACAAAACUAUACACGAUACAAUAUUUGACUUUCUGGUUUAUUAUUUUGGAAAAAGAAUGAUCCAGUGCGUUAUUCGGAAUGCAGACAGUGAGAUUGUGGGGCAGAGGGUUUUAUUAGAAAAAACAGAUGACAUGAAACAGUUUAUCAUUGUUGUACCACCUGUAUACCAUCAGAUGUACAUGCAGAGAUUGAUUGAUGACUGGUCUAUCAAUAGAAUACAGGUUUUGUCUCAAAACAUCAACAUGAGGAUACCAGAGUUUAGGCAGAGAUUCCUGCAUUAUUUGGAAACACUCGAUAUUCCAUUCCAGAAACGGUUAGCACGGACAUGUGAUAUUGCAAACAACGAUACUGUACUUUUACAGUGUUGUCAAUGGGGGGAUAUUUCUCUGAUUCAGUGGUGUAUUUAUCACGGUGUUGAAGUUAACAAGUGCAACAGUGAAGGUAUUAGUCCAAUGCACGUAUCUGCGCAAGAAGGAAACACAAAUAUAAUAAAGUUGCUACUGGAGAACAAAGGAGAUAUUGAUAGGCGUAGAGAUAAUGGGGAAACACCUUUGUCAAUUGCUUGCCAGCAAAAUCAUAUUGAGACAGUAAAAGUUUUACUUACAAACAAAGCAGAUAUCAAUAUAUGUAUGGCUAACGAAGCAUCUCCUUUUUUAACUGCUUGUCAGAAUAAUCAUAUGGAAAUAGUUAAGAUUUUACUGUACAACAAAGCCGACGUCAACAAAUGUAUGGAUAAUGGAGAAUCAGCUUUGUGUGUGGCUUGUCAGGCGAAUCAUGUUAACAUAGUAAAGGUAUUACUUGAGAACGGGGCAGACGUUAAUAAAUGCACCGACUAUGGAGAAUCUCCUUUGUUGAGAGCUUGUCAGGCCAAUCAUGAAGAAAUUGUUAAGCUUUUAAUUGAUUACAAGGCAGACAUUAAUCAGAGCAAGGACAAUGGAGCAACGCCUUUGUUAGUUGCGUGUGCUAACAACGACUUAAAGGUAGUGAACGUCUUACUGGACAACAAGGCAGACAUAAAUAGGUGUUUGCAUGAUGGAUUAUCUCCUUUAAUGGUUGCUUGUAUAAAUCAAAAUGCUGACAUAGUAAAAGUGUUGGUGGAUAACAUGGCAGAUAUUAAUCAGUGUACAAAUAUUGGAAUUUCUCCUUUGUGUAUGGCUAGUGAGAAGAAUUGUAUAGAGAUAGUAAAAGUUCUACUUGCCAACAAGGCUGAUAUUAAUCAGUGUGGUGAUGAUGAAGUGUCUCCUUUGUAUAUCGCUUGUCAGAUGAAUUACUUGGAACUCGUGAAGUUUCUACUUGAAAACAAACCAGACAUAAAUAAAUGUAAAAAUACCGGAGCAUCGCCCUUGUUUAUUGCCGUGCAGUUAAAGCAUACAGAAGUAGUUAAAUGUUUACUGGACCACAAGGCUGAUAUCAACAAGUGUGUAGAUACUGGGGAAUCACCAUUAUAUGUUGCUUGUGAGAAUAAUGAUAAAAUGUUAGUCAAUAUUUUAUUAAGCAAUAAGGCAAAUAUAAAUUGGUGUAAGAAAAAUGGAGAAUCUCUUUUAUAUACUGUUUGUCAGAGGAACUUUAUAGAAAUAGCGAAGGUUUUAUUGCACAACAAGGCGGACAUUGAUAAGUGUAGGGAAGAUGGGGGAUCUCCUUUGUUUAUUGCUUGUCAGAAUAAUCAUUUACAAAUAGUAAGGCUUUUAUUGGAAAACAAAGCCGACAUUGAUAAGUGCAGGAAUAAUGGAGCAUCUUCUUUGUGUGUUGCAUGUCAGAAUAAUCAUCUAGAAAUAGUAAGGCUUUUACUUGAAAACAAGGCUGACAUUCAUAAAUGCAUGACUGGUGGACUAUCUCCUUUGUUCCUUGCUUGUGAGAAUGAUAACAUAGAGAUAGUAAAUAGUUCACUGGAGAACAAAGCCGACAUUAACAAGUCUACCGAUAUUGGAGAAUAUCCUUUGUUUAGAGCUUGUAAGACCAAUCAUACAGAAAUUGUUAAGCUUUUAAUUGAUUACAAGGCAGACAUUAAUCAGAGCAAGGACAAUGGAGCAACGCCUUUGUUGGUUGCGUGUGCUAAAAAUGACUUAAAGUUAGCGAACGUCUUACUGGACAACAAGGCAGACAUAAAUAGGUGUUUGCAUGAUGGAUUAUCUCCUUUAAUGGUUGCUUGUAUAAAUCAAAAUGCAGACAUAGUAAAAGUGUUGGUGGAUAACAUGGCAGAUAUUAAUCAGUGUACAAAUAUUGGAAUAUCUCCUUUGUAUAUGGCUAGUGAGGAGAAUUGUGUAGAGAUAGUAAAAGUUCUACUUUCCAACAAGGCUGAUAUUAAUCAGUGUGGUGAUGAUGGAGUGUCUCCUUUGUAUAUCGCUUGUCAGAUGAAUUACUUGGAACUCGUGAAGUUUCUACUUGAAAACAAACCAGACAUAAAUAAAUGUAAAAAUACCGGAGCAUCGCCCUUGUUUAUUGCCGUGCAGUUAAAGCAUACAGAAGUAGUUAAAUGUUUACUGGACCACAAGGCUGAUAUCAACAAGUGUGUAAAUACUGGGGAAUCACCAUUAUAUGUUGCUUGUGAGAAUAAUGAUAAAAUGUUAGUCAAUAUUUUAUUAAGCAAUAAGGCAAAUAUAAAUUGGUGUAAGGAAAAUGGAGAAUCUCUUUUAUAUACUGUUUGUCAGAGGAACUUUAUAGAAAUAGCGAAGGUUUUACUGCACAACAAGGCGGACAUUGAUAAGUGUAGGGAAGAUGGGGGAUCUCCUUUGUUUAUUGCUUGUCAGAAUAAUCAUUUACAAAUAGUAAGGCUUUUAUUGGAAAACAAAGCCGACAUUGAUAAGUGCAGGAAUAAUGGAGCAUCUUCUUUGUGUGUUGCAUGUCAGAAUAAUCAUCUAGAAAUAGUAAGGCUUUUACUUGAAAACAAGGCUGACAUUCAUAAAUGCACGACUGGUGGACUAUCUCCUUUGUUCCUUGCUUGUGAGAAUGAUAACAUAGAGAUAGUAAAUAGUUCACGGGAGAACAAAGCCGACAUUAACAAGUCUACCGAUAUUGGAGAAUAUCCUUUGUUUAGAGCUUGUAAGACCAAUCGUACAGAAAUUGUUAAGCUUUUAAUUGAUUACAAGGCAGACAUUAAUCAGAGCAAGGACAAUGGAGCAACGCCUUUGUUGGUUGCGUGUGCUAAAAAUGACUUAAAGUUAGCGAACGUCUUACUGGACAACAAGGCAGACAUAAAUAGGUGUUCGCAUGAUGGAUUAUCUCCUUUAAUGGUUGCUUGUAUAAAUCAAAAUGCAGACAUAGUAAAAGUGUUGGUGGAUAACAUGGCAGAUAUUAAUCAGUGUACAAAUAUUGGAAGAUCUCCUUUGUGUAUGGUUAGUGAGAAGAAUUGUAUAGAGAUAGUAAAAGUUCUACUUGCCAACAAGGCUGAUAUUAAUCAGUGUGGUGAUGAUGGAGUGUCUCCUUUGUUAAUCGCUUGUCAGAUGAAUUACUUGGAACUCGUGAAGUUUCUACUUGAAAACAAACCAGACAUAAAUAAAUGUAAAAAUACCGGAGCAUCGCCCUUGUUUAUUGCCGUGCUUUUAAAGCAUACAGAAGUAGUUAAAUGUUUACUGGACCACAAGGCUGAUAUCAACAAGUGUGUAGAUACUGGGGAAUCACCAUUAUAUGUUGCUUGUGAGAAUAAUGAUAAAAUGUUAGUCAAUAUUUUAUUAAGCAAUAAGGCAAAUAUAAAUUGGUGUAAGAAAAAUGGAGAAUCUCCUUUAUAUACUGUUUGUCAGAGGAACUUUAUAGAAAUAGCGAAGGUUUUACUGCACAACAAGGCGGACAUUGAUAAGUGUAGGGAAGAUGGGGGAUCACCUUUGUUUAUUGCUUGUCAGAAUAAUCAUUUACAAAUAGUAAGGCUUUUAUUGGAAAACAAAGCCGACAUUGAUAAGUGCAGGAAUAAUGGAGCAUCUUCUUUGUGUGUUGCAUGUCAGAAUAAUCAUCUAGAAAUAGUAAGGCUUUUACUUGAAAACAAUGCUGACAUUCAUAAAUGCACGACUGGUGGACUAUCUCCUUUGUUACUUGCUUGUGAGAAUGAUAACAUAGAGAUAGUAAAUAGUUUACUGGAGAACAAAGCCGACAUAAACAAGUCUACCGAUAUUGGAGAAUAUCCUUUGUUUAGAGCUUGUAAGACCAAUCAUACAGAAAUUGUUAAGCUUUUAAUUGAUUACAAGGCAGACAUUAAUCAGAGCAAGUACAAUGGAGCAACGCCUUUGUUGGUUGCGUGUGCUAAAAAUGACUUAAAGGUAGCGAACGUCUUACUGGACAACAAGGCAGACAUAAAUAGGUGUUCGCAUGAUGGAUUAUCUCCUUUAAUUGUUGCUUGUAUAAAUCAAAAUGCAGACAUAGUAAAAGUGUUGGUGGAUAACAUGGCAGAUAUUAAUCAGUGUACAAAUAUUGGAAGAUCUCCUUUGUGUAUGGCUAGUGAGAAGAAUUGUAUAGAGAUAGUAAAAGUUCUACUUGCCAACAAGGCUGAUAUUAAUCAGUGUGGUGAUGAUGAAGUGUCUCCUUUGUAUAUCGCUUGUCAGAUGAAUUACUUGGAACUCGUGAAGUUUCUACUUGAAAACAAACCAGACAUAAAUAAAUGUAAAAAUACCGGAGCAUCGCCCUUGUUUAUUGCCGUGCAGUUAAAGCAUACAGAAGUAGUUAAAUGUUUACUGGACCACAAGGCUGAUAUCAACAAGUGUGUAGAUACUGGGGAAUCACCAUUAUAUGUUGCUUGUGAGAAUAAUGAUAAAAUGUUAGUCAAUAUUUUAUUAAGCAAUAAGGCAAAUAUAAAUUGGUGUAAGAAAAAUGGAGAAUCUCCUUUAUAUACUGUUUGUCAGAGGAACUUUAUAAAUAUAGCGAAGGUUUUACUGCACAACAAGGCGGACAUUGAUAAGUGUAGGGAAGAUGGGGGAUCUCCUUUGUUUAUUGCUUGUCAGAAUAAUCAUUUACAAAUAGUAAGGCUUUUAUUGGAAAACAAAGCCGACAUUGAUAAGUGCAGGAAUAAUGGAGCAUCUUCUUUGUGUGUUGCAUGUCAGAAUAAUCAUCUAGAAAUAGUAAGGCUUUUACUUGAAAACAAGGCUGACAUUCAUAAAUGCAUGACUGGUGGAGUAUCUCCUUUGUACAUUGCUUGUGAGAAUAAUUAUAUUGAUAUUGUAAAAAUUUUACUGGAGAACAAGGCCGACAUUAAUAAGUCUUCUGAUUCUGGGAAAUCUCCGUUGUUUAGGGCUAGUAUGCUGAAUCAUGUUGUUACGGUUAAAGUUUUAUUGAACAACAAGGCAGAUAUUAAUAAAUGUGGUGGUGAUGGAGUAUCUCCUUUGUGUGUGGCUUGUGAAAAAAAUAAUAAAGCGAUAGUCAGAAUGCUAAUACACAACAAAGCUGACAUUAAUAUGUGUAACAAUAAUGGAGUAACUCCUUUGUUUGUUGCUUGUCAGAAAAAUCGGAUAGAGAUCAUUCAAGUUUUGUUAGAAAAUAAGGCAGACAUUAAUAAAUGUACAUAUGAUGGGGCUUCUCCGUUGUUUAUUGCUUGUAAGAAUAAUCAUUUUGAGGUUGUUUAUAUAUUACUGAACAACAAUUCAGACGUUAAUAAAUGUUUGGUUAACGGAACAUCUCCUUUGUUGAUUGCUUGUCGAAACAAUCAUAGAGAAAUAGUGAAACUAUUAUUGGACAACGAGUCCGACAUCAAUAUGUGUAAUGCUAAUGGAGCAUCUCCACUGUUUGUUGCCUUUAUGACGAAUAAUAUAGACAUAGUGAAAUUACUAGAAGAAAAUGGUGCAGAUUGCAAUUAUGCACUGACAAUAAUGAGGAAGCUAGUUGCGACAACAAACAAAGAGAUCCUAUAUGAAAGAGAGAUUGAUGAUCAAUUGGGACAUAAAUAA